Chlorocebus sabaeus (green monkey) is the source of this 11442-nucleotide messenger RNA. NCBI's taxonomy places the organism in Eukaryota, Metazoa, Chordata, Mammalia, Primates, Cercopithecidae. The record is from RefSeq and is a predicted model, not a curated record.
CCUGGGCUCAAAUGAUCUGCAUACCUCAGCCUCCCAAAUUGUUGAGAUUACAGGCAUGAGCCACCAUGUCUGGGCUGAUUGUUCUUAAGUGUGAAAUUCCUGAACUGGGGUUUGUGAGAGCAGUGAUACCUUGACUUAUGAUAAUCUAAUGCCUGAUGAUUUGAGGUGGAAGAGUUUCAUCCAGAAACUAUUCCCCCCUGCCAUUCUGUGGAAAAAUUGUCUUCUAUGAAACUGGUCCCUGGUGCCAUAAAGGUGGGGGACUGCUAUACAAUAGCAUAUAAUUUUACCAUAAAGAACAUUUAAAUAGAAUAGAAAAUUGUUAGUAUCAUCUUUAACCCUUCAACCAGCAGCCACAUACACUGGGAGUGAAGAACAACCUAAUUGAGCUGUGAAUACUGGGCAUUUGCUGAGGUGCUGUCACUUUUGAUGUAAUUUAUUUUCUCAUCUGAAGGCUAUCAGUAACCCAAGUUCACGUCUCAUCAAAAUGACAUGGACCUUUGAGGCUUUUCAAGAGUAGUAGAAAUAGGGAAUGUUAAAUAUAUUAACUCUAGAGUCUUUUGUAACAAUGGAAAGCCCCCAGAGAGGACUUAACACAUAGGAGUUGUCUAAUAAAUAUUAGCUGCUCAAUAUUACUUAAACAUUGUCAUCAGUAUCAUCAUGCAUACAAGUCCUGUUCAUCUACUCACUAGCUUUAUGACCUUGAGCCAAUUCAGCUUUGCACAUCUCAGAGAAUGUUAAUAAUACUUCUGUAUGCAUCUCACUGAAUUGUUUUGAGGAUCAAAUAAAGUAAUAUAUAUUGUAUGAAGCAAAUAAAAUAAAAUACAUUGUAUAAAAGUCGUUUGUAAUUGUAAAGAGGUAUAUAAUGGUUUAUUGUUGUUAUAACCCCAAAAUCGUUUACCUCGGACAUGAGGCCCUAAACAUCUGAACACUUUAAUGAACUGCCAGUAUUGAUUAAGGGAAGAUGGCACAUUAAUGUUAGAAAAAGGGAAAAAGCCUGGUCACUGAUACCCACGUAGAAUUUCACAAAUGUAAACAUCUAUCAUUGAAAUGAUACUCAAAUUGUAGGGAUUAUUUUUUGUUUUACCAUCAAAUAAGUAAGCUCUCUCAGAAAGUUUUAUUUAGGGCCAGAAGGGCCAAAAUUUUAACCUUUAAAGGAACACUAAUCCAAUGUGUUUAUCUUAGAGAUACUUAGAAUGAGUUUUCUCUUUGAGAGACACCAAAGAAUUCUUGAGUAAGCCUUAAUAUGCCUGAGCCAGUGUUCCUGGACCAAAAAGGUGCUUAAGGACCAAACCUAACACACAGAAAAUUGCAUUCUUAACUUGGCGCUAAAUGAUUUGGCCAAUCGUCUCUCUCUUUCCUUUAACUAUGUUGCAGGUAUUACAGGUCCUUUUUUGUAUUUAUUUUUUCUCCCCAUCCUAGGACUUGUAGAAGUCUAUGGGGGGUGGAGGAAUUUCUGGAAUGAGACUCUUGCCUCAAAACUGUAUGAAUGUAUAAGUCUUUGAGAUAGGCCCUGAUAGAGUUAGUUAGAUAAGAAGGUGACAUGUAAUGGUAUAUUUGGCAGCUCUGUACAUCUGUUUACCUCCUGUGAAAAAUAGAUCCACAACCAGGAAGGCAGCUAGUUGUGUGUAUGCUUUGUGCACCAGGCAUGGAGAGUCCCGUUUGUGGAGAGCAAUGUUGAAUUUGAAACCUUUCAUGGAGUAGAAGUGAAGAAGAAAGAAAGUAGGAAUUGAAAAGACUUCAGUAUAUGAGAGAUGCAAGACAUCUCAGAGAUUGAGUAUAGUAAGAUCACAAAUAUAGCUUUAACACAAGAGAACAAUUUGUUUCACAAAGAAAGAAAGGACAUUUUAUGUAAAGACUGAGCACUGUGACAGACUCUGAUUUGUGAAGAGACAGUGAUAUGUGGCCAGUGGUUUGUAAUUCCAAUCUUCUAGCAGUGCUAGUUCUAAUAAUUCUAGCUACAGAUAUUCUUAGCGAAACUCAGCAGUUUUAGGGGCCUAUUUUUGAGGAAAUUAAUUGUAAAGUGCUCAAAUUUUCAGCAAAAAAUUUUUAAAAUGGACUAAGAAAGAUUAGUUAGCCAAUAUAAAUAAUGUAGGAAAGAUAAAUAAAGCGUACAGCUAUUAUAAAGGAGAAGCAAUUCACAAUAUUUGUAGAAAACAUGAUUGUAUACUGUGUGCUAUUAAAACUGUUAACUCAAUUAACUAUUCAUAUAGAUAAUAAUUACCCUGAUUCAGUGACUUUUAUAUGUAUUAGCAAUAGAAUGUGGGAAAUAUUAGUUGAAAAAAGUAUAUUCGAAGUUGCAACUGAAAAUAUAAAAUAAUAAAAUGUUUAUUACAGGUUACAAAGUAAAUCUUAAUUGGAAUGAUGUAUAAAAUUCAUCGGAAUUUAAUUAGAUGUAAUUAGAUGUUUUGUUGAAUUCCAAUCUCAAUUUCAUCCAGAAAAAAUAAAGUGGAUAUUUAGAAACUUAAGAAGGAAUAAUCACAGCAGUGUCCUGUUCAGCGAGCGAAGUGUAUUAUAAUAUUACAGCAGUUAAAACAGUGUAGCGUUGACUCAGCAAUUGAUGGAAAGAUCAGUGGGACCUAGUGGGACCCCUGGACAAGCCCCCCAAGGACAGCGUCAUGCAGUUUCCUCUGGAGACUCUUAAAAGUCCCAGAAGUGCCGUCAGCCAUUAGAGGGAGUAAGUGUGGGGGUCCGAGCUCUCUCAUCUCCAGCUCAACGUGAACAGCUCUGCAUUUGUGUGGUUUAUAUAUUGGGUUCCCACAAUUAUAUUUAGGUUUCACAUUUUGAAACGUUUUCAUUGCCCUACUCUUAACAUAUGGUAGAGGAUGCCUCACUAGCCAUGUGUGGCAUGUGAAACAAAUUAUGUUGGGGAAAUGAGGCUUACUAUGGGAGGAGGGGGCAGAUGUUAAUAUUUCACCUUGGCAAAAAAUAUAAAUUCCAGAUGAAUUAAAAAACAACUGCUUGAGAGAAACACUUGUAGGUAUUUGCAUGCUCUCUGGAUAAAAGGAAUUUGUAAACAUUAAAGUAGUAGAAGUUAAUGGAAAAGCCUGAUGAAUAGUUGCUUGUGUAACAAUAGAAAAAACAAAAAACAAACAAAAAACACAAAAAAACAGAUCUCCCACCAAACAUCCAAAAUGUAAGCAACAACAAGACCAGGCAGUGCCUUAUGGUCAGGAAAAUGUUGCGGCAAUGGACAGUUAGUCUAAGGUUUGGGUCUGGGAGCUGAAGAUGCCGUUGUGCUCUGACUGUGGCUUGCCCCACUCAGUGUAUUAGAGUAUGGCUGUCUGUGAGUCUGAUUCAUGUUUCUGCCAUGUGUCACAUUAUUUUGAUGGCAUCAGUGUUUUGUUCUGUGAAAAUAAUUUCUCCUUAUCUUUUGUUCUAUUAAUGUUUACACAGCUCAAUCAAUAAAGCUUGUUCAUACCCAGGAACCUCUCCUUCUCUGUCUCUGUUCUCUGUCUUGCAGGAAUUGAGGGUGGCUUCUGGUGUUUUGUGUGGCUUCAUCAUUUCCUUCCUGCCUCUCAUCCACUUCAUGAUGUAAUUCUUGGCACUUUUACUUCCUUUGUAGAGUAGGAUGUGAUGUCAUAGAGAAGGGGACAGGGCUAUCCAAAUUCUCUCAAUUGCUGGGAGGAGCUGUCCAGGUGUGCUGAGGGGCCUGUACUCAGGAAGAGAAACAGGGAAUCCUCCACAGCACUAGAAAAACACCCCAACUCACCAAUGACAGCAAAGCAGAUAUUGGAAGUCAUUCAGAAAGAAGGGUUAAAAGAAACAAGUCUGGUUUCAGACCCCGGCAUGGCUUGGAGACAGCGUUGGUGUGUAUGAAGGAUCUUCCUCCAAUGAAGGAUUUGGGACAACUUUCCAUGAUGAUUAUAUUAGAGCCUCAGCUGCUUUCGUGUUGGUCAUGAGGUGAUGCUGAACCGAAUGCUUGAACUAGCAGGAGUGGCUGGGAUUGCAUUGGAGUGGUUCCGUUCAUUCCUUCCGGAAAUGGAACCUCUCCAUUAGCCUGUCUGAAUGCAAUGCUUCACACUAACACUCGAAUAGGGGAUGGAACAUUCUUCAAAAUCCCUGGAAAGUCAGGCCUGUAUGCUCUCAAAAAAGAGGAGUCGUCAUGCCCAGCAGAUGGCACGUUGGAUUUAGUCUGUGAAUCUGAAUUGGAUGGUACAGAUAUGGCCGAGGCAAAUGCCCGUGGAGAAGAAAAUGGAGUUUGUUCGAAGCAGGUAACUGAUGAAGCAUCUUCCACUAGAGAUUCAAGCCUUACUAACACAGCAGUGCAAAGCAAGUUAGUGUCUUCCUUCCAGCAGCACACCAAAAAGGCUCUUAAACAGGCUUUGAGGCAGCAGCAGAAAAGAAGAAAUGGAGUCUCAAUGAUGGUAAACAAGACUGUUCCUCGUGUUGUUUUGACACCAUUGAAGGUGUCUGAUGAGCAGUCGGAUUCGCCUUCAGGAUCCGAAUCUAAAAAUGGUGAAGCAGACAGUUCAGAUAAAGAAAUGAAACAUGGGCAAAAAUCUCCCACUGGAAAACAAACAAGUCAGCACUUAAAACGAUUAAAAAAGUCUGGUUUAGGGCACUUGAAAUGGACCAAAGCUGAGGACAUUGACAUAGAAACCCCAGGAUCUAUUCUUGUCAACACUAACUUGAGGGCAUUAAUAAAUAAACAUACGUUUGCUUCUUUACCUCAGCAUUUUCAACAAUACCUCCUGCUUUUGCUCCCAGAAGUGGAUAGGCAGAUGGGAAGUGAUGGAAUUUUACGCCUCAGUACUUCAGCUCUAAAUAAUGAAUUCUUUGCAUAUGCAGCACAAGGGUGGAAACAGCGACUGGCAGAAGGAGAGUUUACCCCAGAAAUGCAAUUGCGGAUAAGGCAAGAAAUUGAGAAGGAAAAGAAAACAGAACCUUGGAAAGAAAAAUUCUUUGAGAGGUUUUAUGGAGAAAAGCUGGGCAUGUCAAGAGAGGAAUCUGUGAAGCUCACUACUGGACCAAACAAUGCCGGAGCUCAGAGUAGUUCUUCAUGUGGGACUUCUGGCCUUCCAGUUUCUGCACAGACACCCUUAGCAGAACAACAGUCAAAAAGCAUGAAAAGCCCAACUUCUCCAGAGCCCGGUUUCUGUGCUACUCUUUGCCCUAUGGUAGAAAUUCCAGCUAAAGAUAUAAUGGCAGAAUCGGAGUCAGAGGAUAUCUUGAUCCCUGAAGAAUCUGUAAUUCAGGAGGAAAUUACAGAAGAGGUAGAGACUAGUAUCUGUGAAUGCCAGGAUGAAAAUCAUAAGACAAUACCUGAAUUUUCUGAGGAGUCUGAAAGUCCAGCCAAUUCUCAUGAAGAACCCCAAACAGCACCUCCUGAAGAUAACUUGGAGUCCUGUGUUAUGAUGAAUGAUGUUUUAGAAACUUUGCCUCAUAUUGAAAUUAAGAUAGAAGAGAAGUCAGAAUCGCCCCAGGAAGAAAUGACAGUUGUUAUCGAUCAGUUAGAAGUCUGUGAUUCUCUUGUUCCUUCCACUUCAUCUGUGACUCAUGUCAGUGACACAGAACGUAAGGAGUCAGAAACUGCGAUAGAGACCAGUACCCCCAAAAUAAAAACAGGGUCAUCUUCUCUAGAAGGCCGGUUUCCAAAUGAAGGAAUUUCUGUAGAUAUGGAGCUACAGAGUGACCCUGAAGAACAGCUUUCAGAAAAUGCCUGCAUCUCUGAAACGUCCUUUUCUUCGGAGAGCCCAGAGGGAGCCUGUACCAGCCUGCCUUCCCCAGGAGGGGAAACACAGUCCACAUCAGAAGAAUCAUGUACUCCAGCCUCCCUUGAGACAACAUUUUGUUCUGAGGUGUCUAGCACUGAAAAUACAGACAAAUACAACCAGAGAAAUUCCACUGAUGAAAACCUUCAUGCAUCUUUGAUGUCAGAAAUCUCUCCAAUAUCCACUUCACCUGAACUAUCAGAAGCAUCUCUUAUGUCCAAUUUACCAUUAACAUCUGAAGCAUCACCAAUAUCCAACUUACCUUUAACAUCAGAAACCUCACCGAUGUCCGACUUACCUUUAACAUCAGAGACUUCUUCAGUGUCUUCCAUGCUUCUCACCUCUGAGACCACUUUUGUAUCCAGUUUGCCACUUCCUUCAGAAACGUCUCCAAUUUCUAACUCUUCCAUAAAUGAGAGAAUGGCACAUCAGCAAAGAAAGUCACCUUCUGUAUCUGAAGAGCCGCUCUCCCCACAGAAAGAUGAGUCUUCCGCCGCUGCCAAACCUCUGGGAGAGAACCUUACCUCACAGCAGAAGAAUCUAUCUAAUACUCCCGAACCCAUCAUAAUGAGUUGUUCUUCCAUUACUCCUGAAGCAUUUCCGUCUGAAGAUUUGCACAAUAAAACCCUGAGUCAGCAAACUUGUAAAUCUCAUGUUGACACUGAGAAGCCCUACCCUGCUUCGAUUCCAGAACUUGCUUCUGCUGAAAUGAUAAAAGUUAAAAAUCAUAGCAUCCUGCAAAGAACAGAAAAUAAAGUGUUAUCUUCACCAUUGGAAUUAUCUGUCUUUUCUGAAGAGACAGAGAAUAAGGGAAAUGAGCUUCCAUCUGCUAAAUUACAGGACAAGCAGUAUAUCUCAUCAGUGGAUAAGACUUCAUUUUCAGAAGGCUCUAGAAAUAAGACACAUAAGCAAGGGAGUACACAGAGUCGGUUAGAAACCUCACAUACUUCCAAGUCCUUAGAGCCCUCCAAGUCACCUGAUGGGAUGAGAAAUGAAAGUAGAGAUUCAGAGAUAUCGAAGAGGAAAACUGCAGAGCAGCACAGCUUUGGAAUCUGUAAGGAAAAGAGAGCUAGAAUAGAAGAUGAUCAGUCAACCCGGAACAUAUCAUCUAGCAGCCCACCUGAGAAAGAACAGCCUCCAAGAGAGGAACCAAGGGUUCCCCCUCUCAAGAUUCAGCUUUCCAAAAUUGGGCCACCUUUUAUAAUCAAGAGCCAACCAGUCUCCAAACCCGAGUCUCGAGCAUCCACUAGCACAUCCAUCAGUGGCGGGAGGAACACAGGAGCCAGGACCCUCGCAGAUAUCAAGGCCCGGGCCCAACAAGCUCGGGCCCAGCGAGAGGCUGCUGCAGCUGCUGCCGUAGCUGCUGCAGCGAGCAUUGUCUCUGGAGCCAUGGGAAGCCCAGGAGAGGGUGGAAAGGCGAGAACCCUGGCACACAUCAAAGAACAGACAAAGGCUAAGCUCUUUGCAAAGCAUCAAGCUCGAGCCCAUCUCUUCCAGACCUCUAAAGAGACCCGGUUGCCUCCGCUCAGCUCAAAGGAAGGGCCUCCAAACUUAGAAGUCUCUUCUACCCCUGAAACAAAAAUGGAAGGUUCGACUGGUGUCAUUAUUGUCAAUCCAAACUGUAGAUCUCCUAGCAACAAGUCUGCCCACCUCCGGGAGACCACCACUGUACUACAGCAGUCUCUGAACCCAAGUAAACUUCCAGAAACUGCCACUGACUUAUCUGUGCAUAGUUCUGAUGAAAACAUACCUGUGUCACAUUUAUCUGAGAAAAUUGUUUCAUCUACCUCUUCUGAAAAUAGCAGUGUGCCCAUGCUUUUUAAUAAAAAUUCUGUCCCUGUAUCUGUUUGCAGCACUGCUAUAUCGGGAGCAAUUAAAGAACAUCCCUUUGUGAGUUCUGUUGAUAAAUCCUCUGUCCUAAUGUCUGUUGACAGUGCAAACACUACAAUUUCUGCUUGUAAUAUAAGCAUGUUAAAAACCAUCCAGGGAACUGACACUCCAUGCAUAGCCAUUAUACCAAAAUGUAUUGAAAGCACUCCCAUUUCAGCCACUACAGAGGGCUCCAGCAUAUCAAGCUCCAUGGAUGAUAAGCAGUUACUAAUAUCAAGCAGCAGUGCUAGUAACUUAGUCUCCACUCAGUACACCUCUGUGCCAACUCCUUCCAUCGGAAACAAUUUGCCAAACCACCUCUCCACUAGCUCUGUCUUGAUUCCCCCGACGGGAAUUAACAACAGAUUUCCUUCUGAGAAGAUAGCCAUACCUGGGAGUGAAGAACAGGCUACUGUAUCCAUGGGUACCACUGUGAGAGCAGCCCUCAGCUGCAGUGAUUCCGUAGCGGUCACAGACUCUCUGGUUGCACACCCAACCGUUGCAAUGUUUAGUGGAAACAUGCUGACAAUAAACUCUUAUGAUAGUCCUCCCAAGUUAAGUGCUGAAAGCCUGGACAAAAAUUCAGGGCCUCGAAACAGGGCAGAUAAUUCUGGAAAACCUCAGCAACCACAGGGGGGCUUUGCACCAGCAGCCAUAAACCGAUCAAUUCCGUGUAAAGUCAUUGUUGACCACAGCACCACGCUGACCUCCAGUUUGUCUCUGACUGUCUCCGUUGAAAGUUCAGAAGCCAACUUGGACCUGCAGGGCAGGCCAGUGAGGACAGAGGCAUCCGUACAGCCCAUGGCGUGUCCUCAGGUGUCUGUGAUUAGCAGGCCUGAGCCAGUUGCCGGUGAAGGUGUAGAUCACAGUUCCACUUUCAUUGCUGCUUCGGCAGCAAAACAAGAGUGUAAAAUAUUGCAGGCCACCUGCACAAGUCUCCGAGAAUUACCCCUUGUUCCAGAUAAAUUAAAUGAGCCGACUGCUCCUAGUCAUAACUUUGCUGAGCAGGCACGUGGCCCAGCUACGUUCAAAAGUGAGGCAGACACAACCUGUAGCAAUCAGUAUAACCCAAGUAACCGGAUUUGCUGGAGUGAUGAUGGGAUGAGGAGCACAGGACAGCCUCUGGUUACUCACUCGGGUUCAAGUAAACAAAAGGAGUAUCUAGAGCAAAAUUGUCCAAAGGCUAUCAAAACUGAACAUGCCAGCUACUUGAACGUGUCUGAACUUCAUCCCAGGAAUCUCAUAACAAAUGUUGCUCUUCCUGUGAAAUCUGAACUUCAUGAAGCAGACAAGGGCUUUAGAAUGGACACUGAAGACUUCCCCGGCCCUGAGCUGCCGCCUCCAGCUGCAGAGGUAGCCUCUAGUGUACAAAAAACACAGAACGUGAAAGCUUCCACCUCGAGUCCCAUGGAAGAGGCUAUUUCCUUGGCUACGGACACCCUGAAAAGAGUCCCUGGUGCAGGGAGCUCAAGCUGUCGUCUGUCCUCUGUGGAGGCUAACAACCCGCUGGUGACGCAGUUACUACAGGGCAACCUGCCUUUGGAAAAAGUGUUGCCGCAACCCAGAUUGGGAGCCAAGCUUGAAAUCAACAGGCUUCCGUUGCCUCUUCAAACUACCUCAGUGGGUAAAACAGCACCAGAGAGAAACGUUGAAAUUCCGCCCAGCUCUCCAAAUCCAGAUGGUAAGGGCUACUUGGCAGGGACUCUUGCACCACUCCAAAUGAGAAAGCGAGAAAACCACCCCAAAAAGAGAGUAGCUAGGACUGUAGGAGAACACACUCAAGUUAAAUGUGAACCAGGAAAAUUGUUGGUGGAGCCAGAUGUUAAAGGGGUGCCUUGUGUCAUCAAUUCUGGCAUGAGUCAGCUGGGACACAGCCAGACAUUUAAGCAAGAAUGGCUAAACAAGCACUCCAUGCAGAACAGAAUUGUUCACAGCCCUGAGGUCAAACAGCAAAAGAGACUGCUCCCCUCGUGUAGCUUCCAGCAGAACCUAUUUCAUGUUGACAAGAAUGGCGGCUUCCACCCUGACGCUGGUACCUCACACAGACAGCAGUUUUACCAAAUGCCUAUGGCUGCCAGGGGCCCCAUUCCUACUGCAGCUCUAUUACAGGCCUCUUCCAAGACCCCAGUGGGGUGUAAUGCAUUUGCCUUCAACAGGCAUCUUGAACAGAAGGGAUUGGGAGAGGUUAGUCUUUCCUCAGCACCUCACCAGCUAAGGUUAGCCAACAUGUUGUCCCCUAAUAUGCCCAUGAAAGAAGGUGAUGAGGUGGGAGGCACUGCGCAUGCAAUGCCAAACAAAGCACUAGUACAUCCGCCGCCGCCACCGCCUCCCCCUCCCCCUCCCCCUCCACCCUUGGCUUUGCCCCCACCUCCCCCACCACCACCUCCACUACCUCCACCUCUCCCUAAUGCAGAAGUCCCAUCCGAUCCAAAACAACCUCCAGUUACCAUGGAAACCACUAAGAGACUUAGUUGGCCACAGUCCACGGGCAUAUGUAGCAAUAUAAAAUCGGAACCUCUUUCUUUUGAGGAAGGUUUAAGCAGCAGCUGUGAACUGGGCAUGAAACAAGUUUCCUAUGACCAGAAUGAAAUGAAAGAACAGUUAAAAGCAUUCGCACUAAAAAAUGCAGAUUUCUCUUCCUAUUUGCUUUCUGAGCCACAAAAGCCUUUUACCCAAUUAGCUGCUCAGAAAAUGCAGGUGCAGCAACAACAGCAGCUCUGUGGAAAUUAUCCAACAAUACACUUUGGUAGCACGAGUUUCAAAAGGGCAGCAUCUGCAAUUGAAAAGUCCAUUGGGAUUUUGGGAAGUGGCUCCAAUCCUGCCACGGGCUUGCCUGGUCAGAACGCUCAGAUGCCCGUUCAGAACUUUGCCGACAGCAGCAAUGCAGAUGAAUUGGAACUGAAAUGCUCUUGCCGGCUGAAAGCCAUGAUUGUGUGCAAAGGCUGUGGGGCCUUCUGCCAUGACGACUGCAUAGGUCCUUCAAAACUCUGUGUAGCAUGCCUGGUUGUACGAUAAGAGCUGAGUGAAAGAUGCAGUAUCCCUUUUCCACACGGAAAAGCCAAAUAGCAUCAGCAGCAACACAUCGAAUAAUACAGUGGUUUCUAUCAUGCUAAUUUAUUUUGCUUUGAAGCAGGUACCUUUUCUCUAUGGCAGCAUUUUCUUGCAUUUCUCAUAAAGGGGAGGAUUCAUUCCCAACUGAAUGGCUCACUGGCAUGUCUUUUACAUGUUCAGUUGCCAUUCCUAGCUUUGGAAAGUUUCUUUCUGUCCAUGUGUAUACAAGUCAAUGCCCCAUUUUUGUUUUUCUUUUAACCCAGGUGUAGAUAGGAAAAGGAAAUUUUUAAUUACUUAAUAACCAGAAAUGCAGAUAUAUAAAGAGAAUGAGAGGAAUGAUUUAAAGUGGUUAUGCAUUUUUCUAUAGAUGAGCCAUUACAGCAAGGAAUUUCACAGUUGACUUUUCUGGACCUAGCUUUACCACAGUGAUUAAAUCCUAUUUAGAAAGGGGAGUCUGAUUUAAAUGUGUGAUUCUUUGUAUUUACUCCUAUCACAAAAGAUAUAUGAAAGGAGGUAUGCCAUUGAUGAAAUCCAUUAUCCUGAGUAUUACCUUUCCUCCUGUUUUACUCUUUCUCAAAGACUAUGGCAGAAUAUCUGGAUCUUCCUUGGAUUUUGUACACAUAUUUUAGUGAAAUGUGUCCUACAUCUGAAAUUUCAGCAUGGGACUCCUGCCCAGCAAUCUGGUUCUAGCCGUUUGACACCUAAUCAUAUGAAAUCAAUUGGUCAGCCAAUAGCCAUAAGCCCAGAGGAUUUUAGAGCUUCAUGUAUGGCUUUUAAGAGUAGGUUUGAAAAAAAAAAAAAAAAAAGGCCC